This is a messenger RNA of Larimichthys crocea (large yellow croaker), 2247 nucleotides long. RefSeq names its product growth arrest-specific 2b (gene gas2b). The transcript has 8 exons. Bases 158 to 1612 code for a protein of 484 amino acids. The record is from RefSeq and is a predicted model, not a curated record. Lineage: Eukaryota; Metazoa; Chordata; Actinopteri; Sciaenidae. Gene Ontology annotation, cellular component: actin filament. Gene Ontology annotation, biological process: actin crosslink formation. Gene Ontology annotation, molecular function: microtubule binding; cytoskeletal adaptor activity; actin filament binding.
ACUACAUGUGGAGGACCUGAGGGCGAUGAACAUCUGGCUGUGACUGAUGUGUGCGCGCGUGUGAGAAGGAGAAUACGGCGAAGAAACUUUUAUGAAAAGAGAAACCUGAACGAUCCUCGUACUGUUUGGUCUGUCAAAGACCGACCAGUGCUGAAUAAUGGACAGUGAAGUGGAGAUGAUGAACACCAGCCUUGACAGUCCUCUGAGCCCGAGGCACCUGACCGGGUUGGGGAUGAACUGUCUUCUCGGCCAGAAGUACAGACACUCUGGGCCUGGCCUUACCAGUCCUCAGGAGUACAACCAGUGGCUGCCUUACCGCCAUGAUGCCAGCCUGCUGCCAAUGAAAGAAGACCUGGCCUUCUGGCUCAACACACUCAUGGGUGUGGACCUUACAGCAGACAGUCUGAUGGAAAGGUUGGAUAACGGUGUUCUCCUCUGUCAGCUGGCACAGCUGAUCCAGGACAAGAUUAUCCACACCAAUAAUGGCAAGCCCUUCAUGAGAAGAGUGAUCCACUGGCGAGCUGAUGCAACCUCUGGAUCAUUUUUCGCCCGAGACAACACUGCCAACUUCCUCUACUGGUGUCGAAAGACUGGUGUUGAUGAGGCUUACCUUUUUGAGUCAGAGGAUUUGGUCCUCCACAAACAACCUCGGGAGGUGUGCCUGUGCCUGAUGGAGCUGGGACGGAUUGCAGCCAGAUAUGGAGUAGAGCCUCCGGGGCUGGUGAAGUUGGAGAGGGAGAUAGAAAGGGAGGAGGCGGGGUGCUUAUCUCCAUCAUCCCCUCUGCCCCUCUCCUUUUUUCCUCCUACAUCAUUGUAUUCACCAUCACAAUCAUCCCUGCCCCCAGCCCCAUCUCCCCCUCCUCCUCCUUCUCCUCCUCCACCUCCUCCACCUGCGCCCUUCACUCCAAGCAUAACCUGUCUGUCUGAAACACUCGCUGCCUCAAUCGCCUCUGAUCUUCCAUCAGCCACAACAAACCCAGUGCCUACAUGUUUGUCUCCUCCUCAGUCCUCCCUCUCAGCCUCUAACCCUUGUACAACCACAGCCUCAACACAAACACCUUUGUUCUCUUCAUCCUGCACCACUAACACAUCUGCCUCAACUCCACUGGCAGCAGCCUCACCAGUCCAAACCCUGGUAUCCACUGCCAAAGUCUCCUCCAUCACAAUAAACAAACACACUUCCACAGAUACACCUCCAAUCACCUCCCCACCAGCAGCCCUGACUCCUCGUUCCAAAUCCACAAGGAGGAGGAGCACAGGCACCAGCAGCAUUUUGGAUGAUAUUGUGAGAAACAUUAUUGAAAAUCCACCCUGCAGCUGUCCUACCAGGUUCCUUGUUGAGAAGCAACCUAAAGGCUGCUACCGUGUUGGAGAUAAAGUUCUGUAUAUAAGGAUGCUGAAUGAGCGUCAUGUGAUGGUGCGCGUAGGCGGAGGCUGGGAGACCUUUAUAAGUUACCUGCAGAAACACGACCCCUGCAGAGGAGGAGGAGGAGGAGGACUGGUUGGCAGAUGUGAGGUCAGGGUCUGUAGGGACAAAGCGAAGGCGUCCAAUUUGAACAUCUCACCUGACAGCUACAUGGUGGUCGGCGCCCAUUACCGUGGCAAGAAGUAGACUGUCAAACUGCUCGUUUUUGUUUCUGGCUCUGAGCAGCAGAGGUGAACAUUUCACUUAACUGUACAAGGUUACUGAUUUAACACGCAGCUCACAUAUCUUUUACCUCAAGUUCAAAACGAAAUUCUUUUGUAACAGAUUUCUGAGGUUGUUUGUCAUCUGUAUGAAUCAUCCGUAACGACUUGGCAGCAAGGCUACAUGACUGUAUGUUUGCAACUCAGUCCAUUAGCAGAAAGUUAGUCGUCAACAAUUUUUAUUGUCACUUCUCAAGCUGGUUCCAGCUUCUUUAGUGUGAGGACUUGCUGCAUUUCUUUGUUUUACAUGUUAAUAAACUGUAUAUCUUUUUAACUGUUGGUGAAAUAAAAUAAUAAUAAUGAAAAUAAUCAUUAUUUGCAGCAUUAGUUGUUUUGUGAACUUAUGCCUAAUCAUGAUUUUGUGUAGUACUAUAUGCAGUAAUGUCGUUAAAUUAUGUAUUUGUACUGUUACUGUUUGUAUUUAGUUAGUAAACAUACAGCAUGUUUCUGUAUCAUGGUUCUGUAGUUAGCUAGUUCCAGCAGCAGUUUGAGUAGUUUUAAACAUCUAUGCAUCAUGACUUUUAAUGUAUGGGAUUAUUUUUCAGUCUGUUUCUUAUUUUA